AGAGGGAGAGCCGGGCAGGUCGCUCCUCUCUCUUUCCCUCUCUCCGCCCACACGCGCCUCCCCCACCCCACUCCGCCCGAGACAGCGGCGGGGACUCUGAGGCGGCGGCGGCGGUUAUAGCAAGAGCAGACGCGGGCGGGGAUGGUGCGUCUCGGGGAGGCGGUAGCCUUUGCCGCUGCUGCCGCGCCGGCUGCCGCUCCUCCUGCCGCCCCUCCGUCCUUGCUGUGGGGGUGAAGAGGACACCCGAGACCCGACAGAGAUGAGGCAUCUAUUAGCAAGUUAAAGGUGAUUGAACCAUGGCUCAGUUUCCAACACCUUUUGCUGGCAACCUGGACAUCUGGGCCGUAACUGUGGAAGAGAGAGCUAAACAUGAUCAACAGUUCCACAGUUUGAAACCAAUAUCUGGAUUUAUCACUGGUGAUCAAGCCAGAAACUUUUUUUUCCAGUCUGGGUUACCUCAACCAGUUUUAGCACAGAUAUGGGCUCUGGCAGAUAUGAACAAUGAUGGGAGAAUGGACCAGCUGGAGUUUUCUAUCGCUAUGAAACUUAUCAAACUAAAACUUCAAGGUUAUCAGCUUCCUUCUGUAUUGCCUCCUAUUAUGAUACAGCCUCCCAUUGCCAUUUCUACUGCACCAGGAUUUGGUAUUGGGGGCCUACCCAGUAUGCCUCCUCUUACGGCUGUUGCUCCAGUGCCAAUGGCGUCUAUUCCAGUAGUGGGAAUGUCUCCACCUUUAGUAUCUUCUGUUCCUACAGCAGCUGUGCCCCCCCUUGCUAAUGGAGCACCAGCUGUUAUACAACCUCUACCUGCUUUUGGUCAUCCUGCCACAUUGCCAAAGAGUUCUUCCUUCAGUAGAUCUGGUGCAGGGUCUCAGUUAAAUGCAAAACUGCAAAAGGCACAAUCAUUUGAUGUACCUGGUGCAUCUCCAGCAGCAGAAUGGGCUGUUCCUCAAUCAUCAAGACUGAAAUAUAGGCAGCUUUUCAAUAGCCAUGAUAAAACAAUGAGUGGACACUUAACAGGUCCACAAGCAAGAACUAUCCUUAUGCAAUCAAGCUUACCACAAGCUCAAUUGGCUACAAUAUGGAAUCUUUCAGAUAUUGACCAGGAUGGAAAACUUACAGCAGAAGAGUUUAUUUUGGCUAUGCACUUAAUUGAUAUGGCUAUGUCAGGACAGCCAUUGCCACCUGUCUUGUCUCCGGAAUAUAUUCCUCCUUCAUUUAGAAGAGUUCGCUCUGGCAGUGGUGUAUCUGUUGCAAGUUCGGUGUCCACAGACCAAAGGUUACCAGAAGAACCAGUGUUAGAAGAAGAACAGCAGCAAUUAGAAAAGAAAUUGCCUGUAACAUUUGAAGAUAAGAAACGUGAGAACUUUGAACGUGGCAAUCUAGAGCUUGAAAAGCGGAGACAAGCCCUUUUGGAGCAGCAAAGAAAAGAGCAAGAGCGCCUUGCCCAGUUAGAAAGGGCAGAGCAGGAGAGGAAAGAGCGUGAACGGCAGGAGCAGGAACGGAAAAGGCAACUGGAAUUAGAAAAACAGUUAGAAAAACAGAGAGAGUUGGAACGCCAGAGAGAAGAGGAAAGGAGGAAAGAAAUAGAAAGGCGUGAGGCUGCAAAAAGGGAACUUGAAAGACAAAGGCAACUUGAGUGGGAACGCAAUCGGCGGCAAGAGCUCCUGAAUCAAAGGAACAAAGAGCAAGAGGAUAUAGUUGUUCUGAAAGCUAAGAAAAAAACAUUGGAGUUUGAAUUAGAAGCUCUAAAUGAUAAAAAACAUCAACUGGAGGGCAAACUUCAGGAUAUCCGAUGCAGAUUGUCUACUCAAAGACAAGAAAUUGAGAGCACAAACAAAUCUAGAGAGCUAAGAAUUGCAGAAAUAACACAUUUGCAGCAGCAGUUACAAGAGUCUCAACAGAUGCUUGGAAGGUUGAUUCCAGAAAAGCAAUUACUCAAUGAUCAGCUGAAGCAGGUUCAACAAAACAGUUUGCACAGAGACUCACUUCUCACUGUCAAAAGAGCCUUAGAAGCAAAGGAGUUAGCACACCAGCAGCUUCGUGAUCAGCUGGAUGAAGUAGAAAAAGAAACAAGAUCAAAACUUCAAGAGAUAGAUAUUUUCAAUAAUCAGCUAAAGGAGCUGAGGGAGAUACAUAACAAGCAGCAGCUGCAGAAGCAAAAGAACAUUGAAGCUGACAGGCUAAAGCAGAAGGAGCAAGAGAGGAAAUCAGAACUGGAAAAUCAAAAAGAUAGUCAGAGAAGAACCCGAGAGAGACAAUGGCUAGACAGAAUACAACAGGAGGAAGAACUCCCACGGCCAAGAAAAAUUCAAGAAGAAGAAAAGCAAAAAUGGGAAGAAUUAAGCAAAAAGAAGGAGAAUGAUGAGAAGAGCAAGCAAGAAGUGCAAGAAAAAUUAGAUAAACUUUUUCAUCCAUUUAAAGAUGCAACAAAACCAGCUCUCCAAGCUCCCUGGUCAACUGCAGAAAAGGCUCCAUUAACAAUUUCUGCUCCGGAAGAUGUAAAAAUAGUCUAUUAUCGAGCACUUUAUCCAUUUGAAUCCCGAAGUCAUGAUGAAAUCACUAUCCAGCCAGGAGACAUAAUCAUGGUGGAUGAAAGCCAAACUGGAGAGCCUGGGUGGCUUGGAGGUGAACUGAAAGGGAAAACAGGAUGGUUUCCUGCAAACUAUGCAGAGAGAAUUUCUGAAAAUGAAAUUACAAAUUCUGUAAAGCCAGUAACUGAUGCUGGAGCUGCACCUAAAGUUUCAUUGCGUGAAACCCCCACAACACCACUGGCACCGCCUGUUCCUACAGAUUCAAGUACAACUGCCAACAACUGGGCAGACUUCAGUUCAACCUGGCCAGCAAGUACUAGUGAUAAACAAGAGACUGAUAACUGGGAUGCUUGGGCAGCACAACCUUCCCUUACUGUUCCUAGUACAGGGCAGUUGAGGCAAAGAUCUGCCUUCACCCCAGCCACUGUUACUGGAUCAUCUCCUUCUCCUGUCUUGGGGCAGGGUGAAAAAGUGGAGGGACUUCAAGCACAGGCCCUGUAUCCUUGGAGAGCCAAAAAGGACAACCAUCUUAAUUUUAACAAGAAUGAUAUUAUCACGGUGUUAGAACAGCAAGACAUGUGGUGGUUUGGAGAAGUUCAAGGGCAAAAAGGCUGGUUUCCUAAAUCCUAUGUGAAGCUUAUUUCAGGUCCUAUAAGGAAAUCAACAAGCAUGGAUUCUGGGUCUUCAGAGAGUCCUGCUAACCUGAAGAGAACAUCACCAGUUACAAAAUCUUCAGUUUCAGGGGAAGAAUAUGUUGCCAUGUACACUUACGAAAGUUCUGAACAAGGAGAUUUAACAUUUCAGCAAGGGGAUUUAAUUCUUGUGACCAAGAAGGAUGGAGACUGGUGGACAGGAACAUUGGGCGAUAAAUCAGGAGUAUUUCCAUCUAACUAUGUUAGACUCAAAGACUCUGAGGUGCCUGGAACAGCUGGAAAAACAGGAAGCUUAGGCAAGAAACCUGAAAUUGCUCAAGUUAUUGCUUCGUACAUAGCAACAGGUCCUGAACAGCUUACGCUUGCUCCUGGUCAGCUAAUACUUAUCAGGAAGAAGAAUCCUGGUGGAUGGUGGGAAGGAGAGCUUCAAGCUCGUGGGAAAAAACGACAGAUAGGAUGGUUUCCUGCUAACUAUGUGAAACUCUUAAGUCCUGGUACUAGUAAAACUACACCAACCGAGCCAUCUAAAUCAGUAGUGUUACCUUCAGUGUGCCAAGUAAUUGGUAUGUAUGACUACAUUGCACAGAAUGAUGAUGAAUUAGCAUUCAGCAAAGGCCAGAUCAUUAACGUCCUUAAUAAGGAAGACCCAGACUGGUGGAAAGGAGAAGUGAAUGGGCAAGUGGGUCUCUUCCCAUCCAACUAUGUGAAACUGACAACAGAUAUGGACCCGAGCCAGCAAUGGUGUGCUGAUCUGCACCUCCUAGACAUGUUGACACCUACUGAAAGGAAACGGCAGGGCUACAUCCAUGAACUCAUAGUAACAGAAGAGAACUAUGUGAACGACUUGCAGCUGGUAACAGAGAUCUUCCAGAAGCCACUGAUGGACUCCGAGCUGUUGACAGAAAAAGAGGUUGCUAUGAUUUUUGUAAAUUGGAAAGAGCUGAUUAUGUGCAAUAUCAAACUACUGAAAGCGCUGCGUGUUCGUAAGAAAAUGUCAGGAGAGAGGAUGCCUGUCAAAAUGAUUGGUGAUAUCCUGACAGCACAGCUUCCGCACAUGCAGCCUUACAUUCGAUUCUGUAGCUGCCAGCUGAACGGAGCAGCCCUCAUCCAGCAGAAGACAGACGAAGUCCCCGAGUUCAAGGACUUCGUUAAAAGAUUAGCUAUGGAGCCUCGCUGUAAAGGAAUGCCAUUGUCAAGUUUUCUGCUAAAGCCUAUGCAACGAGUAACGCGAUAUCCUCUGAUAAUUAAAAAUAUAUUAGAAAAUACUCCUGAAAAUCACCCUGAUCACAGCCACUUGAAACAGGCUUUGGAGAAAGCGGAAGAACUUUGUUCUCAGGUUAAUGAAGGGGUGCGUGAGAAGGAGAACUCAGACAGGCUUGAAUGGAUCCAGGGUCACGUUCAGUGUGAAGGACUAUCAGAGCAACUUGUUUUUAACUCUGUUACAAACUGCUUGGGGCCACGCAAAUUUCUACACAGUGGGAAACUCUACAAGGCCAAGAGCAACAAGGAGCUGUAUGGCUUUCUGUUCAACGACUUCCUCCUGCUGACACAGAUAAUAAAACCUCUCGGCUCGUCUGGCACAGAUAAGGUCUUCAGCCCCAAGUCUAACCUGCAGUAUAAAAUGUACAAAACGCCCAUAUUUCUAAACGAGGUCUUGGUUAAACUACCCACGGAUCCUUCUGGCGACGAGCCCAUCUUUCAUAUCUCUCACAUUGAUCGGGUCUACACACUCCGUGCAGAAAGCAUAAAUGAAAGGACGGCCUGGGUUCAGAAAAUCAAAGCCGCUUCUGAACUAUACAUAGAAACAGAGAAGAAGAAGAGGGAAAAGGCCUAUUUAGUCCGAUCCCAAAGGGCAACCGGUAUAGGAAGGUUAAUGGUGAACAUUGUUGAAGGUAUUGAACUGAAGCCCUGCAGAUCCCACGGAAAGAGUAACCCGUAUUGUGAAGUGACGAUGGGCUCUCAGUGUCAUAUUACCAAGACUAUACAGGACACACUGAACCCCAAGUGGAAUUCUAACUGCCAGUUCUUUAUCAAAGAUUUGGAACAGGAUGUGCUUUGCAUAACAGUGUUUGAGAGGGAUCAGUUCUCACCAGAUGACUUUUUAGGCCGAACAGAAAUCCGAGUAGCAGACAUUAAGAAGGACCAGGGCUCAAAGGGGCCAGUGACAAAGUGUCUUCUCUUGCAUGAAGUUCCAACGGGAGAGAUAGUUGUCCGACUGGAUCUGCAGCUGUUCGAUGAACCUUAAAAAAGGAAGACGCUUCUUCUAACCUGAAAACACUGCAAUAGGCGCCUACAAAAUCUGUCUAGGAAUCCUCAGACCUUUUAUAUGAAACAAAAUACUUAUCAAUGCCACACAACUCUUUGUAGCUGGAUAAUCCUUGCAGAAAAUUGAAUUCCAAGUUUGUGAGGAAAAUGUCACUUUUUUGGGGGGGGUUUGAUUUGUUUUUUGUUUGUUUUAUUUCCUGUGGAACUUCUGCUGUAGCUUUCAGGAUUUCUAGAAAAACAGAGCUGUAGCCUGUGCUAAAACACUGCACAUUUUUCUGGGUACUGCAGCAUGUGGUGUCAACAAGAGAAUGUGGCACUGACAUGUCUUUGCAGACUUUCUGUAAAUUACCCCUAGAAAUGUUGUGCCUAUUGCCCCACAGAGUGGUGUAUAAACAUAAUGUGAAUAUAUUUAUAUAGAAAAUACCUAUGACAUGAAUGAAUUCUUGCCAUGUAAGAUAUUUGGGUUUCUUUUAAGAAAUUUAUGAUCUUUGAACCUGUUUUUGAAAAAUAAAAGGGGUGGGGGGGGGGGAGAAGAAGAAAAGACUAUUCCAAGUUGAAAUUUAAAUGACAGUUGCCCAUAAUCUGGAAGGCUCUCAAUGAGUGGAAGGUUGGUUUUUCCAAGUAUUUAUUAGGAAGCAGCAAAUAUUAGGUGGAUUCCCGGUCUAGGGACCAGUAAUUCAAAGCGUACCCCCCAUUUAGGAAGAAUAUAAAUGGGACCUGAUCCCUGCUGCUUCCCAUUGGGGUGUCUUUCACCCAAAUGGAGUACUGUGUAUCCACACAUCAAUGCUUUUUGUGGUUACAUUUCAAUGGGGUUGUAAAUAAUUGUAGACCAAGGUUUGGUGGAGUCGUUCUGUGUGUUCUACUGUACCAUUUAAACAUGAUUAAACUGCUGCUAAAUUGCGCAAAGGCAGUGACAAGAAAACAACUGCUCUAGCUCAGGAAAGCUGAGGCUAGCAGCAGUCAGAAGGGACUUAAUUUAUUGAAAAUAGUACUGUGCCUAAAUAAAUUUGACACCAUGGUUUUGAAAUCAGGGUGGUAGCAUACUGUAGCUCAACGAAGUGUUAACUGCAAAAGUGGUUCACUAAAAAAAUUUCAGUUUCAACAUUGGGUGUCACAAGUUUUUGCAAAGGGAUUUAUUGCUAUGUUGCAGAUGUAAGGAUUCACUCUCACAGUGACCCACAUAGGACAACCUUGAUUCAGCAAAGCGCUUCGAAGUCAUUCGAAAAAGAGAAGUAUGUUCUUGAGAACUUUGCUGAACUAGGGACAUUAGUGGUGGAAUUUUGCGAGUGGGCUCAUUUCAGCACCAGGCACAUUCAUUCUUUGUGUUUCCAGUUCUUCAGUUUGUUACCCAAGGAUCAUGCAGAAAUGGGUAUUUUUGUAAGGACUUUAAGAAUGGGAGGUGUUGACUGUUCUGUUAGCAUGUCAAUGUUCUUGUGAAACGUGUUGGCUUUACUGUUCUUUGCAUGUUGUUUUUGGUAUCAGUUUCCAUGUUUCCUGUGGAGAUGGUGUUCUCUAGCACAGCAAAAUUUUAUGAUUUCCAUUAGGAAAUUAGGAUAGCUUUAUACUUGAUAGGUAGCUAAGGUCUGGUGAUAAGUGUAAACUGUGCUUGAAAGUGUCUGUGUGCUAUUAUUUCCAAGGAGACCACUGUAUUAUUUUCAGCAAUUAUUUUUUAAAAAAUCCUGUAUGUUGGAGGGACGAAAAAGUUUACAUUUCAUACUUUUAAGAAUCGCUUUAUUAUUUAUUUAUUGAAGAUAGUGUAGAAUUUUGUAUCAGAAAUGACAUACUUAUGUAUUUUUUGGAACAGAGAAACACACUUUAGUUAGAAACUUUCAAAUGACCAAGUUUUAGAGGAAGUUUAACUUAACAGGCAUGCAAUUGUUUACCACUGAAUGGUUGAAAACACAAUUUAAAAAAAAACUUUUAAGUUUCUAUUUUUCAAUGUUGGUACAAAAAUGUUUCAAUUAAAAGUAUGUAAAUAGAACUAAACCCAUGAUUUCCUUUUUCCAUAUCAAAACAUUUUAUGAAAUAUAAUGUAUAUGAAAAUAACACAUUGUUGUGGUAGAGGAAAAAAGGUACAAAUCCUUUAGUGGCAGAAAAAUAUUAAAUGUCAUCGUUCUAACCUUC
Molecule: messenger RNA, 7573 nt
Organism: Podarcis muralis (Common wall lizard)
Lineage: Eukaryota; Metazoa; Chordata; Lepidosauria; Squamata; Lacertidae
Gene: ITSN1
Product: intersectin 1
Biological process (GO): intracellular signal transduction; endosomal transport; positive regulation of Rho protein signal transduction
Cellular component (GO): plasma membrane; cytoplasm; presynaptic membrane
Molecular function (GO): calcium ion binding; protein binding; molecular adaptor activity
Source: RefSeq, a predicted model, not a curated record